GUUAGUGUUUUAUUUUCUUUAGUUGCGAACGGUAGAGAGCAAACACAAAUUUUAUUUGCCAUUUAUGUUAAAUUUCGCCAUGAAUCAAAUUUAUGCUGUGCUGUUUGUAGGCCUCGGCUGCCUUUUUAGCCUGUUGCCUGUGUCUGCCAUUCCCCUGCCCGCCAAUCGGAGCUCAAUCGCAGCUCCACGGAAGUCUGUGGCGGUGCAGGAUCUGGAGGUGGCUGCCGAUACGCAGCAUCAAGUCGGGAAUGGGCUGUCAAAAAUGGGCCUGUUUCCGGGUGCUUAUAAAAGCAAACUCCGCACUGUGGGAAAAGCAGAAGCAGCAGCAGCGCCAGCAACAGCGAAGGGGACUGUGGCAGGUCGUCCGCUGACCAACGCUGGCCUCAACUUCUGGGCCAAGCCCAAAGCAAAGCCAAAAGGUGAGGCUGCCACAGCAGCAGCAGCGGCACCAAAAAUAUCCGCCAGAGCAGGCGGUGGACAGGUGCGUGGCAAGAGUCUGGAGAGAACGAUAUCCGUGCCCCGCAUGCAGAGCGAUCAUAUGGGCAAUUGGGUGUUCAAUCCGUGGGGCGUCACCUUCGGCGUACUGUGGCAGGACACGCGAAUGCAUUACCAAGUGAAGAACAGCAUGACUGAGAUUCUGGAGGAUACGCCACACGGCGGCCACUACAAUCUCUAUUACAACUUCAAGCAGACGAAAGUGUGCAGGGGCAAGUCGACGAUUUACAACAGGCCGCGGGUGUACCAGUGGCUGCAGCGGCGCAUCGUGCAGGAGAAGACGCCCAAUUUCGAUGUGUUCAGCAAGUACAGGCCCAUCUGGCUGGAUCUGCGCCGCGAGCUCUACACGAUGGGCAGAUCGGAGUCCUGCCACAUAUCGGCAAUGGACGACUGGCUGCUGUACAACAACUGCGCCAUACUGCGGAACAUGCGAAUGGAGUACAUCAUACCCAAGUAUCCGUUGCAUCAGAUCGCCUAUUGGCACACUCACUUUCGAAAAGAGUUGACUUAUAAAUUGUGAAUGCUAGUGGCA
Drosophila subobscura is the source of this 1027-nucleotide messenger RNA. RefSeq lists its product as uncharacterized. The record is from RefSeq and is a predicted model, not a curated record. The transcript has 2 exons. NCBI's taxonomy places the organism in Eukaryota, Metazoa, Arthropoda, Insecta, Diptera, Drosophilidae. Bases 65 to 1015 code for a protein of 316 amino acids.